GGGGGAGCUGCCUGUUGAGGGGGGAAGCCCAGGUUGUGGGUGGCCUGGGGCUGCGAAACGACACUAUGGGCCAAGGGCAGGUGUGUUGCUGCAGGCAGAUUUGGGCUGUUUCGCUCUGUGAGUGGUUUUAUCACAUUUGCAGAUGUUUGCUGCGCUCAUAGGUGCCUCUUCCCCCUUCCUGCAUGGUGGCUGAGCUUUCACACGUGGUUUGGGCUCGGAGUGCAAGAGCAUCGUGCCACCCGUACCGAGCUGGAGAAGCGCCGAGCUGCGCAGCACAGCCGGGCGCUCGCGAGGCAGGGAAGUGGCAUGGAGGCGAAGAGGAGCCUGGUGCUGCUCCUCGCGCUGCUGAUCCCCUCGUCGGCCGAGCCAGCAGCCCGGGGCUGGUUCCAGCCUUCGGUCGUCGGCGGGGACGAGGCCAAACCUCACUCCAGGCCCUACAUGGUGUCCAUCCAGUUCGGGGGCACUCACGUCUGCGGGGGAGCGCUGGUGCACAAGCAGUGGGUGCUGACGGCCGCCCACUGCGUCUCCCAGCCCUCGAGAGGAAGGUGCCGCUGAGCAGGACGCGGCGGCUCAUCGGGCUGCGGCGGCGGGAGCCGGCGCCCGGGGCGGCGUGCAGCGUGGCGGGCUGGGGCGGCAGCCGGCGGGGCCGGCUGGCGCCCCGGCUGCAGCAGCUCCAGGUCACGGUGCUGGACGCGCGGAUGUGCAACAACAGCCGCUUCUGGGCCGGCGCGAUCGCCCCCACCAUGAUCUGCUUCCAGGGCUGCCGGCAAGGCUCGGCGCCCACCAAGGGCGACUCCGGGGGCCCCUUGGUGUGCGGGAGGAAGGCGGCCGUGGCCGGCGUGAUUUCCUUCACCGGCCGAAACGUCACGGACCCCUUCAAGCCGCCGGUCGCCACGUCGGCGGUGAAGCACCAGAAGUGGAUCAGGAAAACGCUGCGCGGCGGCUGCGCCCGGCCCCCGGCGUGGGGCAGACAGACCCCCCCCCAUUUACACAGGGAGGUGCCGGGAACCGCCGGGAUCAGGGCGGCGUGGCAGGGGCGAGGGGCCCAGACCCUUUCCCUGGAGCUGGGCACCCCCCAGAGCUGGCUCAGCACCCCGGUCCCCGGCCCCACACCGCCGCCGCCCUCCGAGCAUCGCCCGCCGGCUGCCAGCACCCCGUGCACCCAGCUCCCCGCCGCCACGGCGUGACCCAGCGCCAGCUCCUUCGCACCGCAACGCGGGGCCCCGCGCCCCCCCCCCCCCCCCGCUCUGACCCGUGACGCCUCCCUGCUGCCAUCCUGAGCUGCGUUUCCAAGCCAGCGACCCCCCCCCCCCCCCUUUUAAUAAAUUGGCUGAUUACUGGCA
Messenger RNA from Rhea pennata, 1343 nucleotides. RefSeq names its product granzyme M-like. The record is from RefSeq and is a predicted model, not a curated record. The transcript has 5 exons. Bases 183 to 1187 code for a protein of 334 amino acids. Gene Ontology annotation, molecular function: serine-type endopeptidase activity. NCBI's taxonomy places the organism in Eukaryota, Metazoa, Chordata, Aves, Rheiformes, Rheidae. Gene Ontology annotation, biological process: proteolysis.